AUGUCAGACACAGAGCAGAAGACCCCGAACAAGACCGGUGCCAGUGGCGCUGCUUGGUCAGAUGCCGAGAAGAUCGCCUACCUCAUCGUGCUUUGCGAGAAUGAGGGCAAGGCCGAAGCCAAGAUCGCUAACGCUCCCAUCCCUGUGGGCCGUAGCAUCGUCUCCUGCAAGAAGCUUCUCUGGCGUCUGAAAGAGAAGCACAAGGACGACAUAGAGAAGAUCAAGGCCGGCCAAGCCCUGACGACCGCUCCUGAUGCUUCAGCUAGUGGAGGUGCUGCUGCAUCUGAGAAGCCCAAGACCCCUCGCAAGCGCAAGUCCAAGGUCGACACUGUGGGUGGUGACGCCGAUGAGUCGCCCAAGAAGAAGGCUACUCCGCGCAAGAAGAAGGGUGAAGCUAGCCCCGUCAAGCAGGAGGUCAUUGACGACAAAGACGAUCUAAAGGAUGACAAGUUCGAGGAUGGCGUGGAGGUCUAG
Parastagonospora nodorum SN15 is the source of this 474-nucleotide messenger RNA. RefSeq lists its product as hypothetical. The record is from RefSeq and is a predicted model, not a curated record. The transcript has 3 exons. NCBI's taxonomy places the organism in Eukaryota, Fungi, Ascomycota, Dothideomycetes, Pleosporales, Phaeosphaeriaceae. The coding region runs from base 1 to 474 and encodes 157 amino acids.